Molecule: messenger RNA, 3751 nt
Organism: Blastomyces dermatitidis ER-3
Lineage: Eukaryota; Fungi; Ascomycota; Eurotiomycetes; Onygenales; Ajellomycetaceae
Product: sugar transporter
Exons: 7
Coding region: 1515-3140 (541 amino acids)
Biological process (GO): transmembrane transport; carbohydrate transport
Cellular component (GO): membrane
Molecular function (GO): carbohydrate:proton symporter activity
Source: RefSeq, a predicted model, not a curated record
UUUUUCUUUUUCUUUUCUUUUUCUUUUCUUUUUCUUUUUUUUUUGGAUUUCUCUUUUUGUGGCAAAUAGAUUGGUACUUAGACAAUAUGAAAUGCUAUGUUAUUGUCAUUGGGAAAGAGAUGAAUCCUCACUCGCUGGAAAACAAUAAAUGACUUUCGAAUACGAUGAUCCUGGAGUAUGACAAACUUGGUGUUAUAUUUUUGCGGCGUCCAAUGCCCCCCAGCUUGGCCGCCCGAUGACCGAGACAAACCCUCAUCAAGACAUGCGGCACGCCACGCUGGGCCAGGAUUUUUAAACCGGGAUCUCAACCCCAAUGGCUGCUUUUACCGCUCGUGCUUCCUUUUGUUUGGUGGGCAAGCAACGAAAAAAAAAUGAAAAACACUUCGGGAAUUGGGUGUUCACCCACCAAUGAGAAAAUAGUAUAAUUUCAUCUCCAACGCUGUGGAUUGGGACAACCUCCUAGGGCCAGGUACAGAGCCCAGGAACUCAAAAGGGGCUUCCAUAGGCUGCUGCUUGGCAAGCCGCCGUCGAGAAUAAGCAGCGAUUGGUGUAAUCACCAAACGCGGGACCAAGGGCCAAGGCUCGGGAUCGCUUUCUCGCCAAGAUAAGUUAGGGGUGUAGAUCACUUUUCGGCGAGAGGUUUAAAUGACAUCAUGGGUCCAAUUUUUAUUUUCCGCGCCGCGGGAGGCCCGCCGGGGGCAGUGGCCGCAAGGAUGCCGAGGAGAAGCCGAAAUAGUGGAGGGUGAAUCUCUACUGCCCUUGGGAAAAUUUUUAUUUUUCCAUUUUGUUUCAAAACUUGAAUGCGAUUUGUUCAGAGGGUUUCUCGAACAAUUUACCGCCAAGAAUUAGCGGCAGAUAUUUCCUCCACUCCCGUCUAUCCCUGACUAGCGGUUUGACAAGGACUCUCCUUCGGCUUUCCAGCUUCAGCUCCACCACUAGAAAAAUCCGAAAAAAAAGGGAAGUAGACAGACUGCAACUAUGGAUGUUGCUUAGACUACACAUCCUUUUUUGGGGCAUUUCAGGAUGGCUAACACUGCCAAAGCCGCGUGUAUUCCCCUAAUUCCUCCUACCCGUGAAAUAAGUGGUGCUGCCCGCCAUAUAUUCCCCAGCCUCCCCAGAGCCUCAGGGCAAUUGUGUGGAGAUAACAGUGAGUUCCGCCUGGAGGAAAAAAAGAUUUGAUUGCAUUCGCGACAGAAAAAAGUGGGAAGUUCAACUUUUUUGGCGGGUUAUAUUAUUUGCAGCAGCCAACAUCUCCCAUCCCAGGCGUGCCAUGUCGUCCUCCGCAUAUCUCUUUCAUGAUGGGGUCUCCACAGCCUCGGAUUGCCGCAUUCGUCAAUCCGAGCGCGUGGGAGAACGGUCACUUGGUGUGGAUGCGGUUAUAGAAACAUACAUAUAUAACCCACCAUAUUCUCCAGCUGAUCAUCUCCAGCUGUCAUUUCUUUGCUUAUCAUUUUUUGAACCCCAUUCUUAUUCCCAAGGUUCCAUAGUGGUUGUUUGCGCUGUGGCUUACCGCUAUGUUUGGGAAGAGAUUCUUUGGCCUCAGAGGCCGCGCCUUGAACUUGGCUAUCAGUUCUCUUGGCAGUCUCGAUUUCUUCCUCUUUGGAUACGAUCAGGGCGUAACGGGUGGUCUGCUAGAUCUGCCGUCGUUCAACAAAUACUUCCCUUCAAUCGAUCCUUUAGACCCGCUUAUUAAAAAUGACCCCGCUGCCCAAUCGCAGCGCAGUUCGAACCAAGGCAUUACCGUAGCAGCCUACAACUUGGGAUGUUUCCUGGGAGCUAUCCUCACCAUCUUCAUCGGAAACCCGCUAGGAAGACGGAGAACCAUCUUCACUGGCUGUAUCACGAUGUCUAUCGGGGCCUUAUUGCAAUGCACGGCAUAUGAUUUACCUCAUUUCAUCGUUGGUCGAAUUGUCACAGGUAUCGGUAACGGGAUUAACACGAGUACUGUGCCAACUUGGCAAUCGGAAACAGCAAAGUCUCAUGAUCGUGGCAAACUGAUUAUGAUCGAGGGCGCGCUAAUUACGGGAGGCAUUACGUUCAGUUACUGGGUUAACUAUGGCUUUGCAUGGAUUGGAGAGCACGAAGUGGCAUGGCGAUUUCCACUGGCCUUCCAGAUUACAUUUGCUAUGAUCAUUUUCUGUUCCAUUCUCAACUUGCCUGAAUCUCCGCGAUGGCUCGUCAUGAAGAACCGGAAUGAGGACGCACUCGACAUUCUCGAGGCUCUUAAUCAGAAACCUCGUGAUGACCCCGCUAUUAAAGCUGAGUUCGAAGCCAUCGAAGCCACCGUCCAGGAAAUGUCCAAGGGUUCAUAUAGAAGCCUCUUCCAAAUGAGUGAAUAUCGUGAAUUCCAUCGAGUUGCACUUGCAUACGUGAUCCAAAUGUAUCAACAGAUCUCUGGUAUCAACCUUAUCACAUACUACGCGCCUCAACUAUACAGUCAAAUUGGUCUUGUCGGCAGCAAUUUGCCAAAGUUGCUCGCUGCUUGUAAUGGCACGGAAUAUUUCAUGGCCUCCUUUAUCCCUAUCUACAUCAUUGAGAAAGUUGGACGUCGGCCACUCAUGCUUUUCGGGGCCGCUGGCAUGUCGAUAUCCAUGGCAGUCCUUGCAGGUGCCAACUAUCGGCUGACGCACUUAGAUGAUAGCAGAGCUGGUAUCACACAGGCAGUCUUCCUUUUCGUAUUCAACACCUUCUUCGCCAUCGGCUGGCUUGGAAUGACAUGGCUGUAUCCGGCAGAAAUUGUGCCGCUCCGAAUCCGUGCACCAACCAAUGCACUGGCCACUAGUGCCAAUUGGAUCUUUAACUUCAUGGUUGUCAUGAUUACUCCCGUGGCAUUCGACAGCAUCGGAUACAAAACCUAUGUUAUCUUCGCUGUUAUCAACGCAUUUAUCUUCCCCACUGUAUACUUUUUCUUCCCCGAGACUCACUAUCGCUCCCUCGAAGAGAUGGACAGUAUCUUCAAGAAGUCUACGAACGUUUUCAAUGCUGUCACCAACUCGGUCAAGGAGCCUUAUCGCUACGACAAACACGGACAGCUCAAGCCUGAGUAUCUUGAAGAGGCCGUCCGCCGCAAGAGCACCAUCGGUCACACCCUUCCCUCAGUGGAGCAUGACGGCGACACUACCCCUGAGCUCAAGGAUUAAGAGGCAUAGCGGGGAGGGUGAUUAUGUUAUCGAGUUGGUUAAGUUGAUUGCGUGUACUGCAUCUAUACCCACCGUGCCAGUGUGACCCGGUAACGGAUUUAUUCGCUUCUCUUCCGGAAUCUCUUUCUGAGCCCGGGUAUCCUUUUCUUCUUCUCUUUUUAUGAUGUCUGACUUCUCUUCUCACUUGUAUCGGAUAUGCUGUGACCCCUCGUUUAAAGGAUUUAUAGACAGGCUUGGGUCAGUCACAGGCUUAAAUUUCAUUCAACAUUAUCCGCUUCCAUUCACAUCGAAAAUUUUCAUAUCAAUUACCACAUUCACAAAGAAAAGAUUUCCUCCCCCCCCCCCCUCUUUUGUUAGAUGAACAUACUCGAAACAAGAAUGGGACGUAGAAUAACACGUGGAUUUUACAACCAUUGGGCGUUCUAAAUUAUUGGAGCAUCAAACCAUCAAUUUUAUAGGGGUGAGAUAAAUGCAACAGUGAGUCACGAGCCACAUGGCAAGCAGGCGGUCGCAUUCAACCCGAACGGGCAGCGGUUGGCUACCUUUUUGGUUGUCUAGACUAGUCCAAGGUACAAAUGCCGGAUGGGCGACCUCUCUUGUUUCUAAAAUCC